UUAAUUAAUAAUUACUAAAAUAAAAUCUGGUUUGAAAAGAAGCCGCUACUGAAACAGAAUUAACGGUUACACUGGUACAAUUUACAAUACAGAGAUAUCUAAAGAGAAAAACAUUUGAUUUCUAAUGGCAAUAUCUUCAACUGCUGAAUCUUGAAACAAACCUCAAAAUGGCUGCAACUCUACUUCUUCACUAUUUCAACGCACCUAGAAUUGUUUCACUCAACCAUUCCGAACCCCCCAAGACAAACCCUUUUGCUGUAACCCGACCAAGAUUCUCAAAACCAAAUCAACUCCAAACAACCCAUUCCAAAGCUUCAAACAUCUUAGCCGAACCCACCCAUUUCACACUCAUAGAUGCUCUUUGUUCCUUUAUUGAUUCCGGGUCCAUAGAAAAUGCACUCUACUUGUUUGAAGAAAUGAACCACUCGGACACCUUCACCUGGAAUAUCAUCAUUAAGGGUUUAGCCCAUAAAGGGUUGUUCAAGGAGGCAGUUAGUUAUUUCCGUAGGAUGGAAUUUGAAGGAGCUAGACCGGAUAAAUUUACUUACCCAUUUGUGCUCAAAGCCUGUGCUGGGUUAUUGUCUUUGAAGGAAGGGGAAAAAGUUCAUGCCAAAUUGAUUAAGGUUGGAUUAGACUUGGAUGUUUAUGUUUGCAACUCUCUCAUUUCUAUGUAUAUGAAAGUUGGGUGCGUUGAAUUGGGAGAGAAUGUGUUUAAGGAGAUGCCUGUGAGAGAUUUGGUUUCUUGGAAUUCUAUUAUUUCUGGCUACCAAUUUGUUGGUGAUGGUUUGAGUUCGUUGGUUUGCUUAAGGGAAAUGGUUUUGAUAGGAAUAAGGCCAGAUAAGUUCAGUUUUAUUAGUGGUCUUGGGGCUUGUUCUAUUGAGGGUUGUCAAAGAAAUGGGAAAGAGAUUCAUUGCCAGGUUAUUAAAAAUGGAUUUGAAAUGGAUUUUAUGGUUGAAACGUCGCUUAUAGAUAUGUACGGGAAGUGCGGUAAUGCGGUUUAUGCAGAGAGGGUGUUUGACAUGAUCGUUAACAAAAAUACUGUUGCUUGGAAUGCUAUGGUUGCUGGGUAUGUUUCUAAUGCUUGUUUCUCUGAGUCAUUCUCUUGUGUUAAAAAGAUGCAAGAGGUUGGUAAGUUGAGGCCAGAUGGUAUUACAAUGAUAAACUUACUUCCAGCUUGCGCACAAAUGGGAGCCCUCUUGAUGGGCAAGUCUAUUCAUGCUAGUGCAAUCAGAAAAGGGUUUCUCCCUCAUGUAGUGUUGGAGACUGCUCUGGUUGACUUUUAUGGAAGGUGUGGGACGUUGAAACUGGCUAAACAUGUCUUUACGCGAAUCAAUGAAAAGAACUUGGCGUCGUGGAAUGCAAUGAUUGCUGCUUAUGUACAGAAUGGACAGUACUCAGAAGCCUUGGAUAUGUUUCAAGACAUUUGGUACAAAUCUGUUAAACCUGAUGUGAUAACAUUUGCAAGUAUUUUACCAGCAUAUGCUGAAUUAACCUCCUUGAGUGAGGGUAGGCAAAUACAUGCUGUUAUUACAAAAUUGGGGCUUACUUCUUCUAAUACCAUCAUCUCAAAUACGAUUAUUUACUUGUAUGCCAAGUGUGGAGAUCUCCAGACUGCAAGGAGAUGCUUCGAUGGCAUGUUUUGUAAAGAUGUUGUGUCAUGGAACACAAUCAUUAUGGCUUAUGCCAUUCAUGGGUUUGGGAGAAUUUCCAUCCAGUUGUUCCAUGAAAUGAUAGAACAUGGUAUCAAGCCGAACAAGAGCACUUUCGUUUCUCUAUUAUCAUCUUGCAGCAUUUCUGGUAUGGUCGAUGAAGGGUGGGAAUACUUUAAUUCAAUGAAAAGAGAUUAUGGUAUUGACCCAGGAAUAGAACACUUCGGUUGUAUGCUGGAUCUUAUUGGUCGAACUGGGAAUCUUGAUCUAGCUAAGCGAUUUAUUGAAGAAAUGCCACUAGUACCAACUGCUCGGAUUUGGGGUUCUCUACUAGCUGCAAGUAGAAAGGCCAAUGACAUAGAAUUAGCAGAAGUUGCAGCCAAGCAUGCUUUAUCAUUGGAACAUGAUAACACAGGGUGUUACAUCUUGCUCUCUAACAUGUAUGCUGAAGCUGGGAGGUGGGAAGAUGUAGAGAAGAUCAAAACUCUUAUGAUUCAAGAAGGCCUAGCGAAAACAAUGGGAUGUAGUACAGUUGAGACAGACUAUAAAAUUCACAGGUUUGUUGAUCAAGACAGGUCAAAUGCUCAGAUGAGCAUGGUCAAUGAUGUGAUGGAUAUCAUAUCGAAAAUGACAGCAGACAAGGAAGAUGCUUAUGCUCAUCGUAUUACCAAGUUGAAAAGAACAGAUUUGACAAGAAAACGACCUAAUUUACCAGAGAAUCAUAGUGUGAGAUGGGCCAUCUCUUUCGGAUUGAUCUCAACAGAGUUGGGAUCUCCUGUUCUUGUUAGAAAAAACAUUAGAAUUUGCGAGGAUUGCCACAAUGUUGCAAAGAAGAUCUCAAAGAUUACUAAAAGAGAGAUUAUAGUAGGUGACUCCAAGGUGUUUCAUCACUUUCAAGAUGGAAACUGCUUCUGUGGAGAUUAUUGGUGAUAGCUGCUGUUCUACGCCAAUAUAGCCAUGAAAACUAUUGGAGAAUGGAGAUAUGGUUUUUCUGUAGGGUAUGAAGAGAUGUGAGGAGUAGUUUGGUAAAACACGAGGUUAAUGGGAUAAAAAGGUAUUCCAUGGAUUUAAACACAAAGGAGCACGGAAACGAGGUUUGUUUCGGGGUUCAAAUUUAGUGUUUGUAUUUAUGGGUGUUUUUGAACUCUCUGUAUCUCUAUGUUUAUAGUGGAUUUUUCUCUGUAGACAACCGGGGCGAGACCAUGCUCAAUAAUUUUCUCGUCUAUGUCUAUGUCUCGUGUUGAUUAGGUUUUACACUUACAAAUUCCAAACAGAAACAAUUAUUAAUAAAUAAAAUGUUGGUAUUUGAUAA
Messenger RNA from Gossypium raimondii (Peruvian cotton), 2961 nucleotides. RefSeq names its product pentatricopeptide repeat-containing protein At4g35130, chloroplastic. Bases 168 to 2579 code for a protein of 803 amino acids. Gene Ontology annotation, biological process: RNA modification. The transcript has a single exon. Gene Ontology annotation, molecular function: zinc ion binding; RNA binding; protein binding. NCBI's taxonomy places the organism in Eukaryota, Viridiplantae, Streptophyta, Magnoliopsida, Malvales, Malvaceae. The record is from RefSeq and is a predicted model, not a curated record.